AUGGGCCCUGAGCGCAAGCUUCGAGACAGCAGAAGAAAAAAAUCUCGCUUCGGUGCGAACGCGUCGCCACCUCGUCUGCUGCAAAAGUGCCUUUUGCCCGUUCCACGUGGUCGCGUUUGGGGAAGCCGGUCCGAGAAGGCGGAGAAAAGUGCGGUAAACGAAGUGUUCGGGACUGGUGCGCGCGCGUGGCCGUCGAAAAGUCGCGAGUGCAAAAACGGUCAAAGCUAUUGGCUGGCGGAACAACGGCCUGCACGUGAAAUCGUACCGGCUGAUCGAGGGUUCGACGUCCCCGGAUCCGGCAUUCUCGACCGGCACGCCCCCGCGACCAUCGGCGGCACCGAACCGCUCAGAGGACGGUCCAGCGGCCAAGCAACAGCGAGCACCACGCCUCUUUGGCACGCAAUCCCCCAACGGCGGUGUGAGACAAUCGCACGCACACACACACACACACGGCGCAACAAACCCAAGAUCGACUCCGUGCAUACCGGCCUCGCACCACUCAUCCCGCAAUCCGACUGGCGGUCCGACAAGAACUGGAGGACAACUUGGAAGAAGCACACGAAAAGGGGGACGCAAAGAGCCCCUUUUUUUGUGUACCGCUGGAAAAUCUGCUCGAAAGCUGAACGGUCGGUCGGCGCUGUUAAGAGCGGGCGAGUGUGCAGCGAGUUGGCCUUCACCAGGGCGAACGGAGGGCGCGCUGAUCAAGUGCGGGAGGAAUCAUCUGUCGCCGGCACGGCGAACGUGGACCGGCGCGGGGCGAUCGGUGUAAGGCACCGGUCGUGAAGGGCGCGGGAGAGAGAGGGGCAGCCUGCCAAGCUGUCGCGGGCGUCCGCAGGAGUCCGGACGGACGGAGCGGCCACGCACGUGUAUCUGUGACGGGGUGAACACGGCGUCAACGUUGCCGAUCCGGGAGCUGCCUGAGGCGGAGCAGAAGGCGGGCGUUUGCUGCAUGCGUGAGUUUAGAAUAAGAAGGGUGCGCACCCAAGAAGAAGAGCCCAAAGGGCAGAAGUAAGCGCGAGACGCGCCAGUAGCGCGAGAAAUGAGCGCAUGUUGGGCUAGUUCAUAAGAAAUGAAACACACACACACUUUUUGUAAGGCUUUUUUGUGGAAAAAUAUGACGUUUGUGUCGAAUUUGUUGGGUUUUAGUUUAUUUAGUUUUGGUGC
Molecule: messenger RNA, 1164 nt
Organism: Culex pipiens pallens (northern house mosquito)
Lineage: Eukaryota; Metazoa; Arthropoda; Insecta; Diptera; Culicidae
Exons: 6
Coding region: 1-783 (260 amino acids)
Source: RefSeq, a predicted model, not a curated record